Messenger RNA from Cavenderia fasciculata, 2250 nucleotides. RefSeq lists its product as uncharacterized. The transcript has 8 exons. NCBI's taxonomy places the organism in Eukaryota, Evosea, Eumycetozoa, Acytosteliales, Cavenderiaceae. The record is from RefSeq and is a predicted model, not a curated record. The coding region runs from base 1 to 2250 and encodes 749 amino acids.
AUGACAAAUAGACAACAACAACAACAACAACAACAACAGCAAGAGAUCAUAGCAUUAUCAUCAUUAUCUUUGGUUUUGGCUACAACGGAUAUGGUGAGGUAUAAACAAACCUCAAAUCACAAUUACUAUUCAUCUUUUUCUUUUUCGUCAUCAUCAUCAUCCUCAUCCCCUUCAUCUUCAUCCUCUUUUAAUAAUCAUACUAACAAUCAUAAUAAUAAUCAUAAUAAUCAUAAUAAUCAUAAUACUAAUAAUAAUGAAAACUCUACUUCUUCUUUUAAAAAGAGUAUAAAAUCUUUUAAACAUCAUAAUCACUUUGUAUAUCUUUCAAUCUUUAUCAUCCUUUUUUUAAUUUUAAUAUUCACGAUUCCACCAAGUUAUGGUCAAAUGUCCUUAACUAAAAAUACAAACAAACCUCCCAGAGUCAUUAAUAAUAACAAUAAUAAUCAGAAUAAUAAUAAUUAUUAUAAUAAUAAUGAAAAUGGUGUUAAUAUAAAACCAAUACCAAUAACAAAAAAUACAAUUGAUAAUAGAGAAGCUGAAUCAGUUUUAUGGUUAUCAAAACAAUAUGGACUUGGCAUUAAAGAUAUUGUUGCUGCCAAAGAAGUAUGUUUAAGAAAUAUUGUUGGAUUUAAAUGUGAUAGUAGACCAAAUAAUAGAUACCAUGUUUUGGAAAUAAAUUUAGAAGGAUUACUUGAAUUUUCAUAUUCAGGAAUACCAAAUCCAACUAUUAAAUAUCUAUAUUUUCCAGAAUUGUCCAAAUUAACAAUCAUUUCACCAAAGGUUCAAAAUCCAUCCAUCAAUUUAUUAGAUUUAGUUGGUGAUUUACCAAAAUUAACUCAUUUCCAAUUAAGAAACCAAAAGAGACAAUAUUUAAUACCAAAUAAUUUUUUAGAAACAUCUAAAAAUUUAAAUUUAGUAAUCAUUGGAAAUGAUGGAACCAACGUACCAGCAAUAUUUAACAAGAUUAGAUUUCCAUUAUUAAAUCAUAUAGAAUUAUUUAAUGUACAUGAACCAAUACCAGAUGGAUUUGGAUGGGGAUUAAAAAUAGAUGUAUCGGUAACACUUCAACCAAAUAUUGCUUUUAAUUUGCCAGAUUCAUUGUGUAGUGUACAGAGUUUAAAGUAUACUGCAUUCUCACCAGAUGAGAUGGUCAAUGUAGCUAGUUGUUUCCAAUGUUAUUCAACGAUUCCACAGAGAAGAAUAUCGGUUAGUCAUUUGGAGCCAAACAGUGAAUGUGUGGUACAAAUUACAGAUAUUCGAUUCAAUGGAACUAGAGUUAUUAUACAUGGCAAUAAUCUAGGUUGGGCAUUUGAAGGUGAUACCAUUCCAAAUACCCUAGACUCUGUCAUUCCAAACCAAAUGCUACAGUAUCAAAGAAGUGAGCUUUCAUUCAAUAGACUUGACGAAGUCAUCACAUUUUCAAAGAAUCUUGGUAUCUCUGAAAGGAUAUCACUCACUCGAAUCAAUUUGGAGGAUGCAACAGCCAUCCAAUCAGCCUAUGGUUUAAUGGUCACUAUCUUUGUCAAUUUCAACACCUAUAUCGAACACACUGUCAUGUUUGAUCAAUUUGAAUGUUUUAAUGGUCAAUAUGAUGGUAUUCGUGUCUAUACAUGUCAGGUCUCAAUUACCUAUCCUCGUGGACAAUAUGAAAUUGUCGUUUCAAAUAGUCGUGAAUCUGCUUCAAAGAGAAUAUCUUUAGAGUUGGAUUUCCCAAUUGUAAAAUCAUCAAAUAUAAUCCCCCAGACAGGAGGAAUGGUAACAUUGGAUGGUCAUUUUGGAUUUAUUAAAAAACAUGUUGCAGUAGAGAUUAACCAACAGUGCUGUCGAAUCAGGUUGGCCAACUGGACCACAUUAAUUUGUGAAUUGGGUCCUACCACACCUGGACCAGCCGACCUUGUCGUCAGUGUAGACGGUUAUCUUUAUGAAUCGUCACGUAUUGUAAAUAUUAUCCCCUCCCUCCCUCUUUCACCUACGAGGAUUCCCAUUUCCUCUCAACAACCACAACAACCAAAUGCAUCAACUACCAAAACAACAAAAGAUGGUAGUAUUUCCAACCCAAUCGAUUCAAAUCAUCAUCAUUUAUCUUCUCAACAACAAGAACAAGAACAAGAACAACAAGAACAACAAAAACAACUCAUUUUUGGGUUACCAAUCUAUCAUGUUGUAUUGUUUGAAGUAAUUGGAGUUACAUUUUUAGUACUCUUGUUUAUGUUAUCUAGAGCAAGGCUAAAAUCAAAAAGAACCGAUUAA